Molecule: messenger RNA, 1823 nt
Organism: Amphibalanus amphitrite
Lineage: Eukaryota; Metazoa; Arthropoda; Thecostraca; Balanomorpha; Balanidae
Product: START domain-containing protein 10-like
Exons: 7
Coding region: 637-1443 (268 amino acids)
Molecular function (GO): lipid binding
Source: RefSeq, a predicted model, not a curated record
ACAGCUGGGAGGCCUGCAGCCCGCGGCCGGAGCUGGCGAACGGCGGGCUACGGCCGGCGCUACGGCCGGCGCUACGACGGGCGGAUCGGCGCGGCGGCGGCGGGCGGACCGACGGUCGUCCGCGCCGCCACCUGUGUCCGCGUCAGUCGGCGACGUGUCACGCUCCCCGACACACGGCGUCACUCCGCUCCGACGUGUCACGCGGCAGGUGUCGAGGGUCGUGACUCGCCGUGCAGUUUGCCGUGACGGUGAGUCACGCUGUCACGAACCGUUCGUGAGUGUUGAGUGUUGACUCAGUGCAGGUACCGUGAUCUCGGAAUCGCUGAGGUGUAACGGUGGUUGGCGGAUAGCGGUGAGAACCAGACAGUGCGGUGGCGACAGUGAGAUCUGAGCCAGUGAGAAGCUGUGUGUUCAUACAACAGUCAGCGGAUACGGUGCGCAGUUGAGUGUCAGUCAGGGAGGGAGCACUUUUCUCCGUCAGCGGACGGUGCGCCCAUCUGGGUCAGCGAGGGUCAGCGGAUCGGACCGGGGCCGGACACCUGCGGUGGUCACACGGGUCACCAGUCGCCGGCGUCACACGGGUCAGCCGCCGGCGUCACACACCCGUCACCCGUCACACGUCACACACGGACCAGAAUGCGGCUCGGCGAGGUGCGCAUCGCAGAGGAUAAGGACUUUGAGGAGCUGGUGGCUCUGGCCGACCAGCAUGAUGGCUGGAAGGUCGAGUUCAGCAACAAAUCACUCAACGUCUGGAGCAGAGACACCAACAGCGACACCUCCAAAAUGGUGAAGGUACGAACAACUCUUCUAGACGUGGACGCGGCCACCGCGUACGACGUCCUACACGACGAGGAAUACUGGAAGCGCUGGGACAAGAGCCGCCUGGAGUCGCACUCUGCUGGCUGUCUGAACCCCAACAACGAGAUCUGCUACUACGCAGUGUCGUGCGUGCCGCCGCUGCGUAACCGGGAUAUGGUGGUGCUGCGCUCCUGGCUGGACACGGGUCGCGAGUACUACAUCCUCAGUCACUCGGUGUCACACCAGAGCUACCCGCCGCGGCAAGGCUUCGUGCGCGCUCUCUCACACCUGGCAGGGUUCGUGGUGCGGCCGCUGACCCCUCAGGGGUGUCAGGUGCACUACGUCACUCAUAUGAGUAUCGGAGGUCAGCUACCCGCCUGGCUGGUCAACAAGGCCACGCAGAUCAUGGCACCCAAGAUGCUGAAGCGGUUCCACAAGGCGUGUCUGAAGUACCCGGCCUGGAAAAAGCGACAUAGCCCGCACUUUAAGCCGUGGUUGUACCCCGAACAGAUGCCUUCGCUGAGGCUAGACAUCGCCAUGUGCAACAAGAACCCUCAGGACGAGCAGCAGAAAACGGAGGACGAGUCGGACAUCAAAGAGGCCGACUUCGACUCCGCCGCCAUCUUGAACGACGACGACGACUAGCACACACCGGCGACGGACUCGUCUAGUGACGAGCGGGGCGGACUCCCCCGUAAUACAGGGGAGUUCGUACUGAGUCCGGACUCCGCUCGUAAUACAGGGAGGGCCGGACCCGCUCGUCAUGCCAGCUCAGUGCUUCCUCGACUCCGUGGUAUCUCCCGAACAGAAGACUGUUCCCACCGCUGUCUCAGUAUCUUAGAGAUGGUCCCCGAGGUUAGGUGUUUUGCAUAAGGUGGGUGCAAGUAGGUGAGAAACUGAACACCCCAGCCGAGCGCGUCGCAACUCCGCACACUUCUUGUUGUUAUUCGUAUUUAUGCUGUGCCGAUUGAGACGAGAGUGGCGUGAAAGUUUUUUGAUGUGCAGUAAAUAUAAUACUGUUGGUA